GGGACCAAUUCAUUUGGCUUGGUUUCUGUCCCAGGAUGGUCUGUUUCUCCUUGAUGCUUAUGUGAUCUCUGGAUACUUGCUCUCUGAACAUUUCUGCCUUCUUUAAACAAUCGUCUGCUCUAGUUGACACCCUUGAUCAGCCACCAUGUCUAGCUCCAAGCAGCGUCUCAUUCAGGGCAUGCACCAGGACCUCAGCUGUCCCAUCUGCCUCAAGCUCUUCCAGUCGCCUGUGACGACCGAAUGUGGGCACAGCUUCUGCCAGGAUUGCCUGUCCCGAGUGCCCAAGGAAGAGGACGGGAAGUCCACCUCCUGCCCCACCUGCCAGGGGCUCACCAAGGUGGAGCAGCUGCGCAUCAACCAACAGAUGGAGCACCUGGUGGAGGCGUUCAAGCAAGUCCCUCAUGACCACUGCGAGGAGCACCUUGACCCCCUGAGCGUCUACUGUGAGCAGGACCAGCAAGUCAUCUGUGGCGUGUGCGCUUCACUGGGCAAACACAAGGGCCACAACAUCAUCACCGCGGCUGAGGCCCACCAGAGGAUGAAGAAACAACUUCCUCAGCAACAAGUCCAGUUGCAAGAAGCUCAAGUGCGCAAGGAGAAAAUGAUUGCCCUGCUGAACCGGCAAAUAGCAGAAGUAAAUGACACUGUCUCUCGAUUCAAGCAACAGGUAUCUGAGCAGCUGGGAGUAAUGCAUGCCUACCUAGGGGCGCUGGAGGCCUCUCUGGGCCAGGAAGCAGAGCGGGUACAACACCAAGCCACAGACGCCUUGCAGAAUGAACGCAAAACCAUGACUAGCUACCUGAAGCAGCUCAGUCAAAUGGAGGCUGUGUUGGGGGAGGUGGAAAAUGAGCCGCAGACGGAGUUUCUCAGGAAAUACUGUCUAGUGGCCAAGAGAUUGCAGAAGAUUCUUGGAGAGUCCCCACCUGUUGCUCGCAUGGAUAUCCAGUUGCCCAUCAUUUCCGAUGAGUUCAAGUUUCAGGUGUGGCGGAAGAUGUACCACGCACUGAUGCCAGGCUUGGAGAACCUGACCUUUGACCCAGACACUGCUCAAGCCAACCUGGUGGUGUCAGAGGACGGCAAGCGGGUGGAGUGUGUGGAGCACAAGCAGCCGGUGAGCGCAGAUGACCCCCAGCGCUUUGACAAGUCCAACUGCCUGGUGACGCAUCAGAGCUUCUCGCAGGGCGAACAUUACUGGGAGGUGACUGUCAACGACAAGCCGCGCUGGGCUUUGGGUGUCAUCUCUGCCGAAGCCGGGCGAAAGGGCCGCCUGCACGCCACCCCUUCCAACGGUUUCUGGCUAAUGGGCUGCAAGGAAGGCAAGACCUACGAGGCUCAUGUGGAGCAUAAGGAACCACGGCUGCUGAAGCCUGAAGGAAAACCCACCCGUAUUGGCAUCUACCUCAGCUUUGGUGACGGUGUCCUGGCCUUCUAUGAUGCUAGCGAUGAAGAUAACCUGGUGCAGAUGUUCGCUUUCCAUGAGCGCUUCUCAGGCACUGUCUACCCCUUCUUUGAUGUCUGUUGGCACGAUAAGGGCAAAAACAGCCACCCUUUGAUUAUCUACACCCCAGAGCGAGAGGGGUAGUAUAACCAGCUUGUGCCCUGAGCCCCAAGGAGUUCAAAACACCAGCCACAUAUUAGAGUAUAUAGUCACAGUCAGCCACAGCUCCCUGUUUCAAAGACGCCCAACGUAUGCAAAAAAGUUAGCCCCAGAGCAAGCCACAUCCUGCACACACUCCAAAUUGCUGGCCAUUGCAACAUCACACCACAGAAAACCUCUACAUUUUAUUCACAUAACAGUCUGCUUGAGCAGAUGCGUCCCUGCCUUCAGCAUAACCACAGUUGACCACCCGAAACCGAAAUCAUGCCCCAUCUUCUUGGUUUAAAAUAUGAAUGUCCUCUGGCUUACAGUCUGAAGAAUAAAACUGGGAAAUACAUGGACAGUGUUUGCAAACUCCCAAAGAGGAAGAAGGGUUUGGACACAGCCCAAGUGGCGAAUAACCCCACCACCACACAUUUUUUCCUGAGCACAGAAUAAAAUUUCUCCUGGUA
Messenger RNA from Pogona vitticeps (central bearded dragon), 2049 nucleotides. It is a transcript of the gene TRIM72, whose product is annotated as tripartite motif containing 72. The record is from RefSeq and is a predicted model, not a curated record. Gene Ontology annotation, molecular function: zinc ion binding; protein binding. NCBI's taxonomy places the organism in Eukaryota, Metazoa, Chordata, Lepidosauria, Squamata, Agamidae.